Phoenix dactylifera (date palm) is the source of this 2399-nucleotide messenger RNA. RefSeq names its product putative leucine-rich repeat receptor-like protein kinase At1g68400. The record is from RefSeq and is a predicted model, not a curated record. NCBI's taxonomy places the organism in Eukaryota, Viridiplantae, Streptophyta, Magnoliopsida, Arecales, Arecaceae. Gene Ontology annotation, biological process: protein phosphorylation. Gene Ontology annotation, molecular function: protein binding; ATP binding; protein kinase activity.
CCUCCCAGUCCAAACCACCAUCCCUAAGGCCAAGGCUUCCCAUAAAGCCCAAGCAAUAAAGCUCAAUUCUUGCCUUUGUUGGCCAUCAAAACAAAUCAACUCCGCCAAUCUGGCCUCUAUCUGCCGUUCCUUGGCCUAUAAAUUUAUCAUUCCUUGACUCCCCCCGCGACCACCACGUCUCCAACCCCUUGAAUCUUUGAUCCCUUGCCUUGCACACUUCGGCAAGUCAUUUAAAAACUCCAUGGUCUACGCCUUCCACCAAAGUUGCAACCAUUUCUAUCCAACCUCCAACCUUCCAAGUAGAAAAUAAUGGAGGCCUCAAUCUUUUCCAAAUCCACCACAUAAGAUCUUGAUUUCGAUGAAGAGACCCCAAGUUUCCUGCAGGCUGACUCGGAGAUUGUGCGACAUGAGGUUGGGCAUGAGCAUAUCCGUCUUUGUUAUAGUUUUUGCGCAGAUUUUUGCGAUCGCAGCAUCGAAGCUUGCCAUUGAAGAGCUCUAUCACAACGAACGGAAUGAUCUAAUUCAGCUUCGCGAUUCGCUGAGCUCGACAGUGAACCUCCACUCGAAUUGGACGGGUCCUCCUUGCCACAAUGACCAGAGCCGAUGGCUCGGGAUCGCAUGCUCCGACUCUCAUGUUGUUGGCAUCGAUCUUGAAGGAAUUCAGCUCACAGGCUCGCUUCUGACCACGGCUUUCCAGAACAUGGCAUAUCUCACCACCCUCAGUCUGAGCAACAAUGCUCUUCAUGGCUAUCUUCCCAGCCUCAAAGGUCUUGAUAAUCUCCAAGUCGUAUCAUUCUCAAGAAAUCGCUUUUCUGGAUCAAUUCCAUCAGAUUUUGUGGCACUGCCCAAUCUAUCCCGUUUGGAGCUCCAAGAUAAUCUUCUGAAUGGAUCGAUUCCACCGUUCGAUCAACGGACACUGACUGCAUUCAAUGUCUCCUACAACUUCAUUGAAGGCCAAGUUCCCGGGACUUCGGCGUUGCAGAGGUUUCCAAGUAGCUCAUUCGAUCAUAACUUGGAAUUGUGUGGAACACCGAUGGCCAAAUCAUGCGCAGUCGCUUUGCCCGGCGCCGGCGUUCCUCCUUCCAAGCCUGAAGGAAGUGCGCCACCUCAUUCCACUAGCCAUUUGAGCCAAUCGCGCGCCAAGGGACUGGGGCCAAGAGGUGUUGCUUUGAUUGCAGUAGGUGCAUCCAUGGUUUCUUUCAUGGCAAUCUUCUCUGUCUUGUGCUACUACAAGAGGUAUUAUAAGAAGGCAGAAGGGAAAGGAGAUCAUUCAGGAGCAGCUUCUAUUGAAUUCGUAGAGAAGGCUUCCAAAGGAUCAGAGAGUACCACAGAGCCAGAGAGAGCUGGACAGUUGGAAUUCUUCAACAAAGAAAGGCAGCUCUUCAGCCUCGAUGAUUUACUGAGAUCCUCGGCAGAGGUGCUGGGGAAGGGGAAGUUAGGGACCACAUAUAGAGUGACUCUGGAACCGGGCGUGGUUGUCGUUGUGAAGAGGCCCAAGAACAUAAAUGGGGUGAGCAAGAAGGAGUUUGUCCAGCAGAUGCAAUUGCUUGGCAGCCUGAGGCAUGAGAACCUUGUGGAGAUCAUCUCCUUCUACUAUUCCAAGAAUGAGAAGCUCAUUGUAUAUGAGCAUGUCCCCGGAGAAAGCUUGUUUCAGCUGCUCCAUGAUAACAGAGGAGAGGGAAGGGUGCCUUUGAACUGGGCAGCGCGCCUAAAUAUUGUCAAGGGAAUAGCGAGAGGUUUGGCCUAUCUCCACCAAUGUCUGCCUUCUCUGAAGGUUCCUCACGGUAACUUGAAAUCCUCCAAUGUUCUCAUCCUCCAUAACAAGCACCGUCCAGAGUACCAGCCCAAGCUCACAGAUUUUGGAUUUCAAGCCCUGCUCCUCUCGCCAAACCAGUCUCACAAGUUGGCCAUUGGAAAGUCGCCGGAGUUCACUCAAGGAAGGAAACUGACCAAUAAGACCGAUGUCUAUUGCUUUGGUCUGAUGCUCCUUGAAGCGAUCACUGGGCAAGUCCCUGGUGACGAUGAGGUUGAUCUGCCGGAGUGGGUGAGUUUGGUUAUUAGAAAUGAUUGGUCGACGGAUAUAUUGGAUUUGGAAAUAUCGGCAGAGAGAGAGAGCCAUGGAGAUAUGCUGCGGCUUACGGAGAUUGCUCUCGAAUGUGCAGCCUUGGAGCCAGAGAGACGCCCCAAAAUGAGUGAGGUGGUCAAGAGGAUUGAAGAGAUUAAAGAACCAAACAGCGAAGGAAGAAUUUGAUUUUGAAAACUUUGAAACAGAUUACAUUGGUGUUUUUCUCUUUAGUUCUUACGGGUGUUCUUUUUCACUGCAUGUAUACAAUGUAGAAUUAGACUUAAAACUGUGUUGCAGCCACAAGAUUCCACCUAAUAAAGGAGUGCUUUUCUUC